This is a messenger RNA of Corylus avellana, 2127 nucleotides long. Lineage: Eukaryota; Viridiplantae; Streptophyta; Magnoliopsida; Fagales; Betulaceae. The record is from RefSeq and is a predicted model, not a curated record.
AUGGGAAACCUUAGCUUUUUGACUUACUUGUCUAUUGAGUUUUGCAAUUUCUCGGGUUCCAUUCCAUCUUCACUUGGUAACCUCACUAAACUCAAUGUUCUUCGCCUUUCAAAUAGCUCUCUUGUGGGUAACAUUCCUCAUUCACUUGGAAACCUUGUUCAACUCUCUCAUCUAGUAAUUUCCAGGACUCAAUUGACAGGCCAAGUCCCUUUUAGGCUUGUAAACUUGCCUCAAUUGAGUUAUCUUGAUCUCAGCCAUAAUCUUUUGAGUGGUGAAAUAAAAUUAGAGAAUGAGACACUUGCUAUCAUUGGCCUGAACAACAAUCAGUUAACUGGUCCAAUUACUUUUGGGCCUAUGAACCUCACAAACUUACGUGUCUUGGACCUUGCAGUCAACAAGAUUCAUGGUCAAAUUUCAAACUCAAUCUUCAACUUCAAGAAUCUUGAAUUUCUUUAUCUUUUUGAGAACUACUUUAACGGCACUUUGGAGUUUGAUGAGUUUCUUAAGCUCAAACAUUUAUCUGAAUUGGAUAUUUCUGGUAAUCAAUUAUCGUUACUCAUUAAAGAAACUAGUGCCAAAGCAACUCUUCAAAAGUUUCAAGUUUUAGGAUUUUCUUCAUGCAACUUGAGCGAGGUUCCAAAUUUCAUAAGAAGCCAGCAUGAGUUGAAGAAUCUAAACUUGUCCAACAACAAGAUUCAUGGCCAAGUUCCAGAAUGGAUGUGGAACACAAGCACAACAAGUCUAGAGGUUCUUGAUCUUUCCAACAACUUGCUCACAGGCUUUAGUCAACAUCCAAUUUUUCUUCCAUGGACUUCUCUACAAGUUCUGGAUCUCAGGUCAAAUUUUCUCCAAGGAUCACUUCCGAUUCCACCAGUCUCCACUUUGUAUUUUUUUAUUUCCAACAACUUAAUCACUGGAAAUAUGCCAGAAUUGUUUUGCAAUCUGAGUUCUCUUCAAGUCCUUGAUUUGGCUAAUAACAACUUAAGUGGUUCACUUCCUCGAUGCUUUGACAACUUUGCUGAAUCUCUAUUGGUACUUGAUUUGCGAAGGAACAAAUUUCAGGGAAGCAUUCCAGAAACUUGGAUAAAUGGAAGCCAAUUGAGGAUAAUAAAUUUCAGUCAAAACAAAUUUCAAGGGCAGUUACCGAGAUUGCUGGCUGAGUGUACAAUGCUAAAGGUCAUUGAUCUUAGUGAUAACCAAUUCAAUGAUACGUUUCCAUUUUGGUUGGGACAUCUUUCAAAUUUAAAGGUCCUUAGGUUACGGUCAAACAAAUUCAAUGGUCCAAUGGAGACGCCUCAAACUUAUUUUUAUAAGUUCCCCAACAUCCGAAUCCUUGACAUCUCCUACAAUGAUUUUAUGGGAAAGCUGCCAUUAAGACUUUUUGAAAAUUGGAAGGCCAAAAAACUUGCGGAUGAGCAUAUGUUAACAUAUAUUCAUGAAAGCUCAGACUUUCAAAAAAAAAGAUAUUGGUUUGCCGAUGUGGCUUGGGCUGCUUAUACUUACUCUAUGGUGAUGACAAACAAAGGAAACGUUGUUUUCUAUGAGAAGGUUCAAGAAGUGUUCACGGCCAUUGAUUUCUCAAGCAACAGAUUUGUCGGUGAGAUUCCUGAAUCUAUUGGAAAUUUAAAGGGAGUUCAAUUGCUCAAUCUUUCUAAUAAUGCCCUUACCGGUCAUAUCCCAUCAUCUUUAGGAAACCUUACAGAGCUAGAAACAUUAGACUUUUCUCAAAACAAUUUGUCGGGGGAGAUUCUACAGCAGCUAACACAACUUACUUUCUUAGAAGUCUUUAGUGUUUCUCAUAAUAAUCUCGCAGGACCUAUACUACAGGGGAAACAAUUUGAUACAUUUGAAAACAGUUCAUUUGAGGGGAAUCCAAGAUUGUGUGGGAGAACAUUGACACGGAAAUGUGAGAAUUCUAAUGAGCCGCAUUCUCACCCUUCAAUCUCUCAAGAAAGUCAAGACUCUGGAUCACCAUUUGAAUUUGGUUGGAAAAUAGUUGCGAUUGGAUAUGGAUUUGGAUUUGUUGUUGGAGUAAUCAUUGGGCAGAUUGUGAUUGCAAGGAAAUAUGAUUGGUUAAUGAAGACCUUAAGAAUAAGGCCAUUGGGUGGGAGGAGACACAGAAAUUAA